Molecule: messenger RNA, 213 nt
Organism: Rotaria sp. Silwood1
Lineage: Eukaryota; Metazoa; Rotifera; Eurotatoria; Philodinida; Philodinidae
Source: the annotation of a GenBank genome assembly
AUGCAUAAUACAACAACAAAAAAAUUAGCAUAUGUUAUUUAUUAUCAAAUGGAUGAGGAAUCAUCAGUUGAUGUUUCGUGGGAACCAUCUUUGCAUCGAGAGGUGAUGAUGGAUGGAGUCUGGCAUGGAUGCCAUCAUGAUGAAGGUUGCUUUUUAGAUAGUGGUGGUUAUAUUGAUGUUCGUAUGCAACGCAAUAGUUGGGUUGCAACAUGA